Rubroshorea leprosula is the source of this 936-nucleotide messenger RNA. NCBI's taxonomy places the organism in Eukaryota, Viridiplantae, Streptophyta, Magnoliopsida, Malvales, Dipterocarpaceae. The record is from the annotation of a GenBank genome assembly.
UCAACUACCGUUCUCUUCUACAUCUUCUCUUGUUGCUACACUGACUCUCCCAUGGAACACAACCCCAAUUCCAAUUAUGCCCUCAACGGAAAGAGAAUGCUAUGUUCCGUCAUCCUCGUCUUCGUUGCAAUCCUUGUCUUAUCAUGCUUCUACAGCUACGCUCUAAGGCUGCUUCGCAGCUACUCUCGCCGCCGCCACCGACAAACACAAAACCGGACCCAUCACCGCUCAUCUCUUUCUGCCGCUACAUCGCCUCUAACCGUCUCUUCAGGGGGUUUAGACGUGUCGGUUAUCAAAUCAAUCCCGACUUUUAUCUACUCUGUCGGUCAUCAUAGGAGGCUAGAAUGCGCCGUGUGCCUGUCGGAGUUCGAAGACAAGGAUUGCGUGUGCGUUUUGCUCAAGUGUAAACACGCGUUUCACUUCGACUGCAUUGACAUGUGGUUCCAUUCUCACUCAACUUGCCCACUGUGUAGAGCGCCGGUGGAAAAAGUCAUUUCGGACAUCCCGCCGCAAUUAACAGAACAGGCCAUCGCCGCAGUGACUGAAACCGCCGGAUUAGAAGAGAAAGAAAUAAAUUAUCGUUCACCGGCGCCGGAACUGGUGGGUAUAGCGGUGGAAAUGCCUGCAGCGGAGGAAAGAUUGAGGGAUUUACAGAAUGCGGGUUCGGGUGGUGUUUCCGCAAGAGGAAGCGGGUUCAAGUCGCCGGGCCAUCGGAUUCCAUCUCUGAGGAGGAUUUGGAGCAUCUAGUUAAUCUUAAUAACUUGGUAAUCAAGGACAACAAGACAAAAUACUUCAGAAUAUCUGACAAUGUUGGAGUAAGUAGUUUCCUCCUUUUUCUUUUUUUUUUUUCCUAACAUGGACCAUGUGUCAAAAGAAUAAGGUGAAAUGUACUUUUUUUUUUCUUCAUCGUAAUGUAUAUAAAAAUGUAAAUGUUAA